UCACAUCAAAACGUAUUUUCGCCGGGGGUAACAUUUUGUUGGCUACGUUCUUAGAGAACAGGGUGACUCUGACUCAUUUUAAUCAUAAUCCAUAAUGGCCUUUAUCUCAACAGUUACAAAAAUCUCAGGACUUUUACCAUCUAUUGGUAAUUGUUCUGGAAUAAGUGGUCUUAGGUGUUUGAGUACAUCAUUACAUCAUAAUGCGGCAGCUAAGAAGAAUCUAUCAAAACCAAAUGUAAAAAACAUUGUGUUGGUUGAGGGUGUCAGAACACCUUUCCUCAUGUCAGGCACUGAUUACGCUGACUUGAUGCCUCAUGAUCUUGCAAGGGGAGCUUUAGAGGGGCUUGUGGCACAUACAAAAAUUCCAAAAGAUGCUGUUGAUUAUAUAUGCUUUGGAACCGUAAUUCAGGAAGUUAAGACAAGCAAUGUUGCCAGAGAGGCUGCAUUGGGGGCAGGUUUCUCAGACAAGAUUCCAGCACACACUGUAACAAUGGCAUGCAUAUCUUCCAACCAAGCCAUAACAUCAGUGAUGGGUAUGAUUGCAAUGGGUCAGAUUGAAUCAGGUAUUGCAGGAGGUGUAGACUUCAUGUCUGAUGCACCAAUUAGACACAGCCGACAGAUGAGGAAAUUCAUGAUCUCACAACAAAAGGCCAAGACUGUUUCAGCAAAGCUUGCUCUUGCUUCAAGACAGCUCAGUAUGGCAGCAUUUGCUCCCGAGUUACCUGCUGUAGCAGAGUUCUCUACAAAUGAGGUUAUGGGUCAUUCAGCUGAUAGACUCUGUGCAGCAUUUAGUAUUGGAAGGAAGGCCCAAGAUGAGUUUGGUCUACGUUCACACAGUUUGGCAGAUAAAGCUACUAAAGCAGGCCUGUUGGAAGACCGCCUGAACUACACUGUGCCGGGAAAGGGAACUGUUGUCCAGCGUGAUAACGGAAUUCGACCCUCCACCAUGGAACAGAUGAGCAAGCUACGAGCAGCUUUCAUCAAACCACAUGGCACUGUUACUGCUGCUAAUGCCUCUUUCUUGAGUGAUGGUGGCUCAGCGUGCUUGAUUAUGUCUGAAGAGAAAGCCUUGGCCAUGGGCUACAAACCUAAAGCUUAUCUAAGGAACUUUGCCUAUGUGUCACAAGACCCAAAGGAUCAGCUUCUCUUGGGUCCUGCAUAUGCAACCCCAAAGGUUCUUGAGAGUGCUGGUCUCAAAAUGUCUGACAUCGAUGUCUUUGAGUAUCAUGAAGCAUUUGCUGGACAGAUCCUUGCCAAUCUGGCAGCUAUGGAUUCAGAUUACUUUGCUCAAACACAAAUGGGAAGGAAAGAGAAGGUUGGUGCACCACCAAUGGACAAGUUCAACUUGUGGGGAGGGUCAUUAUCAUUGGGUCAUCCAUUCGGAGCAACAGGUGUAAGGCUAGCUACCACUGCUGCCAACAGACUAAAGAAAGAGGACGGACAAUUUGCCCUCAUCGCAGCUUGCGCAGCCGGAGGACUGGGACAUGGCAUGCUUGUCGAAAGGUAUCCAGCAUAGAAUGUUGCAAUACAUCUGAAUUAGUUUGAAAUUGUAAAUAAAUGGCUCUAAUUUUGAUUUGAAUGGGACUGUUGGCAGCCAUUACAGGACUCAAGGAGCUGUUUUUACUAAUUUACAGAAAUAUAUAUAUAUUGACAAUGCAGUUCAGUCUUUGCCAACUCUUUCAGGCUCUAGAUUGUGAUGCCAUAAUAUUUGUGAUGGAAAUGCAAUAUGAGUAAUCAAAAACAUUACUUUCUGUUAUUGGAAAUUGUUUCCUUCUUUGAGUGUCAGAUUACAGUAUUCAAAUACUGUACACAUAAUUUCUACUGUGUUCUAUAUUUAAGUGUACAUUGCGGACUCUAGAUGCCAGCAGUGUUUCUGUGAGAGGUCAAGUUAAGAUUGAAAUAAAGUUAUUUGUAACCCCUACGUUA
Molecule: messenger RNA, 1926 nt
Organism: Anneissia japonica
Lineage: Eukaryota; Metazoa; Echinodermata; Crinoidea; Comatulida; Comatulidae
Product: trifunctional enzyme subunit beta, mitochondrial-like
Exons: 13
Coding region: 95-1516 (473 amino acids)
Biological process (GO): fatty acid beta-oxidation
Molecular function (GO): acyltransferase activity, transferring groups other than amino-acyl groups
Source: RefSeq, a predicted model, not a curated record